Molecule: messenger RNA, 3109 nt
Organism: Lactuca virosa
Lineage: Eukaryota; Viridiplantae; Streptophyta; Magnoliopsida; Asterales; Asteraceae
Source: the annotation of a GenBank genome assembly
AUGAACAACCACCGUCCGACGUGCUUCUUCUUCUUCUUCCUCCUUUGUCUACCUCUUAUUAUUUCCUCCGCUGCCACCACCCUUCCUCUGCAACUUGUUUCACUUCUGUCUCUGAAAUCAUCUCUGGUUGAUCCUUUGAAUACGUUUCAAGACUGGGAUCCAUCGCCUUCGUUAUCUAAACCUGGAUUCGAACAUGUUUGGUGUUCUUGGUCCGGUAUCAAAUGUGAUCCGAGAACGUUUCAGAUCAGUUCAUUGGACAUCUCUAAUCGGAACCUCUCUGGCACGAUUCCCGAAGCCAUCAAGUACUUAACGCACUUACACCAUUUGAAUAUCAGUGUAAAUAAUUUUGCCGGACCUCUACCGACGGCGAUCUUCGGCCUGACUUUUCUUCGGACGCUUGAUGUCAAUCAUAACCUUUUCAAUUCAACAUUUCCGCCAGGGAUUUCGAAGUUGAAGUUUCUUACAUUCUUUAAUGCUUUCAGCAACAGCUUCACUGGGCCGUUGCCUCAGGAGUUUGUCCGUUUGAGCUUUCUGGAAUACCUCAACCUCGGUGGAAGCUACUUCGAAGGUGAAAUUCCAAAAAGUUAUGGUGGUUUCCAAAGGUUAAAGUUCUUAUACCUUGCUGGAAACAGCCUCGGUGGUGAAAUUCCGGCUCAGUUAGGGCUUAUAACGUCGCUCCAGCGUUUAGAAUUCGGAUACAAUGGUUUCUCCGGCGAAUUACCAACGCAGUUUGCUUUGUUGUCAAAUCUGUCAUUCCUUGAUAUUUCAUCUGCUAAUCUUUCUGGAGACUUUCCUAUCGCUUUAACUAACUUGACGAAGCUCGAGACAUUGUUAAUUUUCAAAAACAAUCUGUACGGUGAAAUUCCGGAGAGUAUAGGCAAUUUGCAAUAUGUGAGGAUUCUCGACUUGUCGAAUAACAAAUUCUCAGGAGACAUACCGGAGGAAGUAUCGUCUUUGAAAAACCUAAUGGAGUUGAGUCUGAUGAACAACAAGUUUACAGGAGAAGUUCCUCGAGGAAUCGGUGAGCUUCCUGCGCUCGAAUUCCUGUUCCUAUGGAACAAUUCAUUCACCGGAAUUCUGCCACAAAAACUAGGCUUAAACUCGAAAUUACAGAGGCUUGAUGUCUCUUCCAACUCUUUCUCUGGUCCAAUUCCACCAAAUCUCUGCCUCGGCAACAAGCUAGUAAAACUCAUCCUCUUUUCCAACAAGUUUUCUGGUUCUCUUCCGUCUUCUUUAGCUAACUGCACGUCGUUAUUAAGGUUCCGCGUCCAAAAUAAUAGACUCAACGGCUCAAUUCCGAUUGGAUUUGGAAGUUUGCCCAAUAUUACGUUCAUGGAGAUGAGUGACAACAGUUUCACAGGACCAAUUCCAGCAGAUUUAGCCGAUGCAGCUAAACUAGAGUAUCUAAACAUUUCAGGAAAUUCAUUUGAUAGUGGUUUGCCGGAAAAUAUCUGGAGUGCUCGUAGUUUACAGAUAUUUUCAGCGAGUUCAAGCAUCAUUCCAUGGGAGAUUUCAACUCUACCUUCGAUAACAGAAGUGGAUGUUUCUCACAAUUUUCUUACUGGUACGAUUCCUUCCACUUUCGGUAACUGCAGUACAUUAGAAGGUUUCAACGUUUCCUACAAUCAGCUCACAGGGCCAGUGCCUUCCUUCGGACCUGCAUUUUCGAGCAUACAUCCUUCUUCUUUCACCGGAAACGAAGGACUAUGCGGUGGAGUACUCCAGAAACCAUGUGGUACUGAAAGUGAAACUGAGAUAAAGCCACAGCAACCGAAGAAGACUGGCGGAGCUAUCGUGUGGAUAGUAGCGGCGGCAUUUGGUGUAGGCCUGUUCAUCCUCAUAGCCGGAAGCCGAUGCUUCCGCGCAAAUUACCGGCGUCGCUUCGUUGUAGAAGAAAGAGAGAUUGGACCGUGGAAACUAACCGCCUUCCAACGGUUGAACUUCACCGCCGAUGAUGUGGUGGAGUGUUUGUCAAUGACGGAUAAGAUCCUCGGGAUGGGGGGCACUGGGACCGUUUACAAAGCCGAAAUGCCAAGUGGCGAGAUCAUAGCCGUUAAGAAGCUUUGGGGGAAAAACAAAGAGACGAUCAGACGCCGGCGAGGGGUGUUGGCGGAGGUGGACGUAUUGGGCAACGUGAGGCACCGGAAUAUCGUGAGAUUACUUGGGUACUGCACCAACAGGGAGUGCACGAUGCUGCUCUACGAAUACAUGCCCAAUGGAAGCUUAGAUGAUCUCCUCCAUGGGAAGAACAAAGGUGACAAUUUAAUGGCGGAUUGGGUCACCCGUUACAAGAUAGCACUAGGGGUGGCGCAGGGUAUUUGCUACCUCCACCACGACUGUGAUCCGGUGAUUGUCCACCGUGAUUUGAAGCCGAGCAAUAUCCUAUUGGACGGCGAGAUGGAAGCCCGGGUGGCCGACUUUGGUGUCGCAAAGCUCAUCCAAUUCGAAGAAUCAAUGUCGGUUAUUGCUGGGUCAUACGGCUACAUUGCACCAGAAUAUGCAUACACUUUGCAAGUCGAUGAAAAAAGUGACAUAUACAGCUUUGGAGUCGUGUUAUUGGAAAUUAUUAGUGGAAAGACGUCAGUGAAUUCUGAAUUCGGGGACGGGAAUAGCAUUGUGGAUUGGGUAAGGUCAAAAAUUAAAACAAAAGAAGGGACCAAAGACGUACUGGAUCAAAAUGCAGGGGCGUCGUGUGGCUCAGUACGAGAAGAAAUGAUGUUAUUGCUAAGGGUGGCAUUGUUAUGUACGAGUAGAAAUCCAGUUGACCGGCCUUCGAUGAGGGAUGUAGUGUCAAUGUUGCAAGAAGCUAAGCCAAAGAGGAAGUCGCCGGAAAAUGGUGUUAGAACGGUGGUUAAUGGUGAUGCUAAACCUCCACCGCCAUCACAAAAAGGGACUAUCGAAUGUUAAUAGAAUUUUUCUCUUUUGGAGUUUUUUUUUAUUUAAUUUUUCAUUUUGGGGCUUAAUGAGUUUGUUUCUUCCUUUUUAGUUAGUGGUGGGGAUUGGUAUAGAAGAAGUAUAUUUGUUUUCGUUAUGAAUGAAAAUGUCGAGUCAACGGUUAAUUAUUAGGGUGUUUCUGUAAUUUAACAAAUGGUGCCAUUGAUGUAGGUGA